AACAAACGUGUUUCUAUUCACAAUACAAGCUGCUGGUCUGAUUAGUUCAAAGCGUGUAACCAACUCAUCCACUUGAAAUACAGAGGCCAGCAGACAGUGAAUCGUUUUAACCAUUCACUGCUAAAUGCUAUUGUAGCUUUAAGCCCACUAAAGCUUGAGGAGCUAAAGAUAUUUGAAUCCAUACAAUUGUAAAGAAUCAAAGAUGAAAAUGAUGUUAUGUCUGAUGCUUCAACUUCUCGUUACUUCAUUCACAGCGACCGUUUUAGCAGAAGAGCCUCGCAUUACUAAAUUCUUACUCAACGGUAUACAAUAUUCAAAAGACAAUCGGCAACCCAUUGUCAUACCAAUGAAGACAGAUUUCACGUUUCGGUGUGAGAUCAACACGGCAAGUGAAAACACGAACAUAACCCUGACAGAUGAAGUCGGGCAUGUCUUAAACAGCACCAAGAACACCGUAGUACUGGAAUACACGUUGACACCUAAUAAAUGUGAGGCACAAGGUGCCUACAGGUGCCUCGUUAGGGUCGGUGAGAAGAUAUUGGACGACUCCAUUGCUUAUGUUGUAACUAAUACAUGCUACCCAAUCAUGUGUAAAAAUCCCCCCACCCCCAAGACAUUCCUAGCACCAAUAGGCAGCCAUGCAAACAUCUCCUUGUGUAUCAUUGCAAAUCAAAGCAUCUUCAACCCACUGCACCUCCAGCUCAACGGUGUAAACAUCAGCAAAAAGGCGAGCACCAUGCAAACAGAGAAGAUCAAAUACAGCUACGAGAUUGAACCAACCAACAACUCGCCCAUUCAUUAUCGUGUUAAUGUUUAUAUAUAUGAUAUCAAGCCUGAUGAUUACACUUUGAAGAGCAUUCAAGCCAAAGCAAGCUACCCCAUUCUUAUACCGUAUUCUUUUGAGUUCAAACAAAUUCGUGUGGCUUGUCCGAAUAAUAUCUGCAAGACAAGCACGUGCUUAUCGUACACCAAUAGCACUGCGCGUGAAGUGAGCGAAGUGUGUGGCGCACAGGACGGUAAACUGGCUGGGCACGUACUGCAAGACUGUAACAGUGAAAAAAGGAACUCUGAUGAAGUGCUCUUGUCUGAGAGCUCUGGAUGUGUCGUGUACAAUCACAAGACUAAGUUCGUCCGACAAUGCACCAGGGACGAUAACUCUACCACUUUACCAUCAGGAUGUCUGAUAUAUGAUAAAAACAAAGCUACAAAUCUAGUACAACAGACAAGUUUCUAUCUAUUGGUCCUGUUCGCUUUCUUCACCAACAGGCCCUCGUAAUUAUGUCAUGUUUGGGGAAAAAAACAAUUUUCAACGACAUAUUUACCGCUAGAUUUUUUUUAACUUAAACUUCUUAACGUGUCUUGGUGACUGUGUAAUGUGUUUUGGUGACUUUGUUACAUUUUUGUUUGACAUUUUUUUUUACAGAGACAGUCUAGCGUGAAAUCGUAAAAUAGCAAUAUUGGUAUAGGGUAAUAUUUCAAAGUCAGAAAGUGAGUACUGGUAAAUAAAAAUAUAAUAGUCAUAGAGAAGGUAGAGUCCAUCCGAGCCCACUACUCGACAUGGCACAUAGUCUCCUAGCAUAACAGUCAGCCGUUUCUUGUCGUUCACUUUCAUAGCAUACACAUGCGACUUGGAUAAGUUUGGCAACUGAAAGACCAAUUAAAAAAAAAUAAAAAUAAACCGUUCAUUAGGUCCGAAGUGUAAACAUAAGAAGCAUUGAGCACGUCAAAACUAGACCGUUUCUGACCGUCUUUUUUCUUUGUUCUUAAUUUUAGUGUUGGAAGGGAUCCCCUCAACUUUCGACUUCGAGACUUCACGGUUUAGUAACCAUGAGCUUUACCGACCCCAUCUGACCUUCCAUUUUCAUAGCUUAUAAACAUGAGACAAGGUCAGGUGUCUGAAAGCAGAGGAAAAAAAAAACAUGUUUUCAAUAAACAACUUUGACGAACUAGGAAUUACGAAAUGUCUCACCUAAGGCGGGUAUUUAAAAGGGGUCGGCGUGGUCGAGUCGGUAAAGCUCAAGGUAGCUAAACCGAAAAGUCUCGAGUUCGAAUCCUCUUUUGGGGAGAUAACUCCAGAAUCAAACAACUGCUGCCUUGUAGUUUGUUCUUGGUCAAUGGCCUCAAUGGCGCAUAACCAUUUGACACGUAUCCUUAAUUGUGUUGGAAGGGGAUCCCUUCCAACGCUAAAAUUAAGAACGAAGAAGAAGAUGAAAAGGAUACAAACAGUACGAAUUGAGUUUGAUUAAAAAAGAUUAAAACAAAUAGAAAACAAACGAUUGAGCGGCUAAACGAAUUGAAAAGUGAAAAUGCAGGUUGAAACACGAAUCCAUUGAUGGAAAUGCUUCUAGGAAUAAAAUGUUAGAAAUUUUGUUUUAAUUAAACAUAAAAUAAAAUGAAUUGUUAUGGUUUAUAUAGCUGAACCCAUAUCAGGCAGUUCGAAUACAUGUGUUACAAAUGUGGCUUAGCUGCGCUGCUAAUUAGCACUUAAUCUCAUGACAUGGCUAUUUUAAAGUAAGGCGGGGAAAAGGGAUAGUGGAAGAUAGGUAGUCAAUGGCGUUCUCUAUCUCAACUUAAAGCACUUGGCAAUAGAUACACAUAUUUAAAAAAUUAUUUACUAAUUUUAAAUAUUAAUUACACACGUUUGAAAGAAAAGGCAUUUAUUGAUAUUUUUAAAAUAUUAACAAUUGUGUAUUUUACAAAGUGUUUUAUUCAAUGUACAUAUAAAAUGUUUUCUACAACUUAAAUACAAUAAACUCUAUUAAAUAUUUUUCUUUACACAUUUAUUAAAAAACAAAACCAACUAAGUGGCAUUUAUUUGUAUAUAGUCUAUAAGUAGUAUUUUUUAAAUUGUUCAUUUGAAAUUUAUAUUUAACUUACCUUUAUUAAAUGUAGUGGUAAAUAUUUAUUGUUUCUGCUAUGCAGACAAAAACAUAUAUAUAUAUAUAUAUAUAUAUAUCUAUUCACAAAAGAUGUAUGUAUUGAAAUAAUUAAUAUGCAACAUUUGGUAUGCUUCAUUUUAUUAAAUAGAAAAUAUUAAUUCUUAGAUCAAUUAAAUCACAAAGAUGUUAACACAAAUAAUUUUUUUAAACUCUUGAAAAACAAGUCAUUACCUAGUUAAGUUAGUAGCCUAUACCAUUGAUAUGUGUGCACACUUAAAAGCGUUGCAUUGUUUACAUUAUGAAGAAAACAUAUAUGUUAAGAUGUUUGUGUCAGAGCAUUAUAGUUGACCAAACAAUGUUAGUUUUUCCAAACAUUUCAAAUUGAUGAGCAUUACAGUUAUAAUAAAAUAAAAACACGUAUCUUUUACUUUUGCUUACGCUUCAGUUAUGUAUUAAUAAAUAAAAUAUUUGGAAGUUGGGCAUUUAAUAUUUUGUUAACGCUGUAAACAAAAGAAAAAAAUGUACAUUUUGUAGAUAAAUAAAUAUACAUUGCCUUACUUACAAGCUAAAUUUAUGUUUACUGAACUGUGCCCACGUUUUAUUAUGUUAUAUUUUGAAUUGGAAUUGUUCUAUUAGAUCUGCUUACAUAAUCUAGACCAUGAUUUUCUUUUACCUAUUUCCUAUUUUAUAGUUAUUAAUUUAUUAAUUGUAUACAAGGGUAAGUACUUCAAUGUAAAUAAUCGUUAGAUGCGAUAAAAGUGUCUAUUGUUGUCAGAACAUGAAAUUAUAGCUUUUUUUUUUAGAAAAUAUAAAGUACAGCUUUAUUACAUUUUUAAUAACAAAAUCAGAAUAACAAUCAUUACGGUAACAAUUAUAAAACAAAUUCAUAUUUGAAAUAUAAUUAUUUAAAAUUCUUUUAAAGACACUGAUAAAUUAAAAUAUGUAAACGGAAAGCUAUAGCAUAGAGUUGAAUAUUAGCCAUUUAUGACACACUAGGGUUUUUAACAUGUUUUUAUUUUGUUUUUUUCGUUUCUUUUUAUGCAGGUAAGCGUGAUUUAAAAAGUGAACAUUUUGCUUCUCAUUACAUUGCUGCGUUAAUUAAGUUAACAUAUAUUUGCUUGUGUUUUUGUACAUUUUAAUGUGUUUCACCUAUUAUGAAAAUAAAAUAAAAUAAAUUGGAUGUGUAUAUACAUAUUUACAAGCAUUUUUCAAUAUCCAUUAUAUGUUUUUCUUAUC
Messenger RNA from Physella acuta, 4115 nucleotides. RefSeq lists its product as uncharacterized. Lineage: Eukaryota; Metazoa; Mollusca; Gastropoda; Physidae. The record is from RefSeq and is a predicted model, not a curated record.